CGCAGUCUGUCGUCAGAAGUCUGACAGAAUCUACAUGUAAAAAAUUAUUUCUUACAUUUGUAAUUAAAAUCAAAAAUGUCAGGGCCAGUCUUGCCUCCAACUCCUGCGCCUUUGAAGAGCAUUCAACAUUAUUUAAAAAUUGCUGCGGAGCAUGAUCAACGUGAUCCUGUCGUUAGUUAUUGGUGUCGGCUCUACGCGCUUCAAACAGGUUUAAAACUUUCGACAAAAACCACUGAAGAGACCAAUUUUCUGAUGAAAUUGAUGGAUUGGUUGGAGAGCACGAAAAAGGCUCUGCAUGAUAACGAGGCGAUAACCAACAACGUCGCAGCUCAAGCUCAUUUGGAAAAUUGGGCUUUAAAGCUCUUCAUGUAUGCAGAUAAAAAUGAUCGAAACUCGAACUUUGAAAAGAGUACCAUCCAGAGUUUUUACACUGCCGGACUUCUUUAUGAUGUCAUCACGACCUUUGGCGAUUUGACGGAAGAGGCUGUGCAAAAUAGGAAAUAUGCCAAAUGGAAAGCUGCUUAUAUCCACAAUUGUUUGAAAAAUGGGGAAACUCCGGUCCCUGGUCCUAUGAAGCAAGAAGGGGAUGAUGAAGGAUCUGUUGACAAUUUGGCGUCUCUUGAUAAUGAUGCUGAAGCAGAGAAACCAAAUAUUGAGCCGGAUCAAAAUUCUGACGAGAGUAACGAAAAUCAAGAUUUAAUAUUUUUAGCCGGAGAGAUCACUACGGAAAAUGAGUCCGAAGAAGCUGAAGAAAAUAAUCCAGAGAAAGAACCGGAAGAAGCCGAGCAAACCCCGGAUAGAGAAUCCGACGAAGCUGCGGAAAAUCCAGAUAAAGAAUCUGAAGAAGGUAAAUUCGAGGCCGAGGAAAUUGAUUCAGCGAAAGAACCUGAACCAGCUGCCGAUGCGGAAAGCGACGAAGUUUCAGAUUCCGGCGUUCCAACACCACCAGCAAGUACGGACGCAUUUGGUUUUCCUUCAGUUCCAAGUAGUUUUAGUUCGAAUAUCACACCACCAAAGCCUGUGAAUAUUCCGCCUGAACGAAAAAAUUUUGUUCCAGUCGAGCCAAAUCCGUACAAUCCAGCUCCCAUUCCAACGAAUCCGGGCACUGAAAAGCCAUCAUCUUUCGAAAAUUUUAACAAUUUGAAAACGGAGGGAGGAGUAACUUUGAACUUGGAACAAAUGACGAAGGCGCAGAAGCUUAUAAAAUGGGCUGGGAGUGCCUUGAAUUACGAUGACGUGCCUACAACGGUGAUGAAUCUGCGAAAAGCUCUUCACCUUCUAACGACCGGCCAAGAAUUGCCUUGAGUUUUUUGUCCAAUCACGUUCGCUUAAAAAUGCUUUACUUACAGAAAAAGCUCGAUGAAUCAAAAAAUCAAAUUGCAAAUAGUCCUCAAGGGUUUACAUUGAUUUAAAAAAUAUUUAUAAUUUUAACUAAACCUAAAAGCUGAAGAUUUGAGUUAACUCCGACGAUUUUUCAGAAUUCGUCGAGAUUGGAAUAUUUUUUUAUCGCACAAUUUCGUGCUUUUCAGGGAAGAUAGAAUAACGCUUGUAAAUAACGACACCUUAGAUUUAAGAACUUGGCUUAGAAUACUUCUGCAUUUGUAUUAAUUAAGUAGAUCUGCAAAGUAGAAUAUUAUUUGGAAAAAUAAAGGAUAUUUAUGAAGAAAGAAACGAAAA
This is a messenger RNA of Belonocnema kinseyi, 1677 nucleotides long. RefSeq names its product vacuolar protein sorting-associated protein VTA1 homolog (gene Vta1). Gene Ontology annotation, cellular component: multivesicular body. NCBI's taxonomy places the organism in Eukaryota, Metazoa, Arthropoda, Insecta, Hymenoptera, Cynipidae. Bases 76 to 1305 code for a protein of 409 amino acids. The transcript has 12 exons. Gene Ontology annotation, biological process: late endosome to vacuole transport via multivesicular body sorting pathway. The record is from RefSeq and is a predicted model, not a curated record.